AUGAGCACCAGCGCCACUGAAACUACAACAGACAACAUGGCGGGUUUCGGAGCUUUCCUGAAGAAUGCCUGGAAUAAGGAGCCUGUUAUUCUGGCCUCCUGUGUUAUUGGAGUGGUCGGCGUUGCUCUUCCAUUGAUCAGCCCCCUCACAAAGUAUACAGGAAUGAUAAAUUCAUCUGUUCCAUACAACUAUCCAGUCCCCGUGCGAGAUGACGGAAACAUGCCUGACGUCCCUGCACAUCCGUCUGAACAAAAAGGAGAGAACCUGGAAUGGCUUAAAAAGCUAUAACGGACACAUCCUCACAAUCAAUACCUGUGAUGUUCCCUCGGUCCAUAAUUGUCUGCAGAGCUGCUCCACUUGUCAAUGUCCUACAAUAAAGAUUAUCUAUUUAAAUCUA
Molecule: messenger RNA, 397 nt
Organism: Scomber japonicus (chub mackerel)
Lineage: Eukaryota; Metazoa; Chordata; Actinopteri; Scombriformes; Scombridae
Gene: ndufa3
Product: NADH:ubiquinone oxidoreductase subunit A3
Exons: 4
Coding region: 1-288 (95 amino acids)
Cellular component (GO): mitochondrial inner membrane
Source: RefSeq, a predicted model, not a curated record